Cydia fagiglandana is the source of this 4538-nucleotide messenger RNA. Its product is annotated as probable G-protein coupled receptor Mth-like 3. Gene Ontology annotation, molecular function: G protein-coupled receptor activity. The record is from RefSeq and is a predicted model, not a curated record. The transcript has 8 exons. Lineage: Eukaryota; Metazoa; Arthropoda; Insecta; Lepidoptera; Tortricidae. Gene Ontology annotation, biological process: G protein-coupled receptor signaling pathway; cell surface receptor signaling pathway. Gene Ontology annotation, cellular component: membrane. Bases 970 to 2511 code for a protein of 513 amino acids.
CAGUCCUUGGUAAUAUCUCGUGGGUGUCGGACGACUCUCGAACACUAAGAUCUUUACGUAAACAUGAUCGUCCUCCGUCAUUUUUGUGACAAAACGUGUUAUCGGUGAAUGGGCGUUAAAUCUAUGAAUUAAAUGUUUGUCUCACUGUUGAAUGUGACUUGUGUUACGUGUAACAAUAAAUAAGACAUAAAAAGCGUAAAAAUAUAGUUAGUUUUUGGUUUAUUAUCGGAACAUGACCAAAACCCAUGUCAUGGUGAAUUAGAGGAAGGAUUUUAUAGUGUUGUGUCGCUAGAUUGUGUGAUUUAACAGUCAUUGCGUCUGGUCUGUGAUUGUGUUGUGAAUUUUAAUUUAAUGUUUACAUCUGGGUACUUAAAGUUAGCGGAUGAAUUUAAUAUUGGUCCUAGGUACUGCUUCAAAUCUUAAAUAAAAUUGUGAUUUCCAACGAAUAAUCACGAAUUUAUCUUGAAAUCACGCAGUAAAUAUUCCGACAAUGUUUUUCCGAGGAUUUUCCCUAGUCAAUUAAAACUUAUUGUUUUAUGAUUAAUAUUGGUUAAUCAGCAUAUCGUCGUUAACAUCACGACAUUGUUGCGUUAACGGCUUAAUAAACCUACGAAGUUAUUAAUCGCUUCUACACGACUCCAAAAAUCUUCCUCGAUUCGCGUCACGCAUUAUUGAUGACCACUGUUAUCUCUAAAAUUAGUGGUUAUGGUUAUUCUUAGCUCAUACACGUGAACGCAAUCUUGAUUCGAUGUUCCCUUUAAUACACCGCAAGUGGAAUUCCCUGAUUGAAUAACCGACGAGACAGCCUCUUAGCAUUAGCACCAUUGCGAAGCCGGUUCACCUGUCGCCAGCACCUACGCCGUGUUUAAAGUCGUUUAGAGAAUUAAUACAAAAUAAAUGACUGUCGCCUCGUUAGUUAAAAUUGGAGAAACCAAACAAAUGACAGUCGCAUGCUAGCAGCGCCCGAAGAUGUACACAAUAGUGUUGUUGGUGUUAAUCGCGCGAACUGUAGCCGGUCGUGUAGAAUGUGAUUUCGAAAACAGUGUGGACAUAUCGACAGGGAAACGAUUAUCCAACGGAGACAUUUUAUACGAGAAUGAAAUUUACAAUAGAUACCAAUAUUACAUCGAUAACGAAACAUUACAUGAAAGAGGAUGUGUUUGUUUGAAAAAAACUUGUAUCAGAAAAUGUUGUCCUGUGGGGCAGGGAUACACAAAGAAGUCUUGUGUGGAUGUGGCUGAACCGUUCAAUCCCCCGAUAUGGAACGACCAUGUGCCACAGAGAGGAAUGAACGUGUCCAGGUUCGGUCUGGUGUCAGGGAUAGUGAAGUGUAGGGAGAAUUUCGUGAGACUGAGGAUAAACGGGACAGUGAAGGGAGACUUUCGCCUGUUAGUGGACGGAAGGCUAUUCAUCCAAGUGCCAGGCAGUGUAAACCCCUGGCUGAAGAGAGAACCUGACGAGUACUGCAUAGACAGCUUCAUACAGGAACAUGAGGAUGGAUCGACUAGUACCAAGCUGGACGCGCUGGUGUGCUUCCCUCAGGAUGAAGAAGAUAGCUCGAAUUACGUCGUCAGUUCCACUUGUAUGCUGAUCUCAUCAGCGUUCUUCAUCGUGACCAUAGCGGUGUACGCGCUGCUUCCCGAGCUGCAGAACCUGCAUGGACGGGUGCUGAUGGUCUACCUCGCCUGCAUGUGCGUGGGCUUCACCUUCCUGGCCGCCAUGCAGAUUAUGAUCACCGUCAAUAACACCACGAUCACGAUCUGCAUCGGACUCACAUUCGUGAUCUACUUCGCUCUGCUGUCUGCAUUUUUCUGGCUAAACGUCAUGUGUUUCGACAUUUGGUGGACUUUUAGUGGCAAGCGUGGUCUGUCUUUCGAGAAGUUAUCGAUGCGCGCUCGUUUCUGCGCGUACGCAGCGUACGCCUUCGGGUUCCCGACUGGGUUGACGAUAAUCCUAGCAGCGCUCGAGUUUUCCGGGCUACCCGCGCACCCGGCCAUGCCCAUGUUGAGACAACAGGGAUGCUUCCUUCACGGCACAAGUAAAUUGCUAUACCUGUACGGCCCCAUGAUGAUCCUUUGCGUGGCCAACAUCGUGUUUUUCAUACUGACCGCGUGGAAGAUCACCCAGAUUAAACAACAGACGCAGAAGACCCUCAAGUCUAAGGACAGCUCUACUACGGACCAGCACCGGAAUGACAGGCAAAGGCUACUUCUCUACGUAAAACUCUUCACCAUAAUGGGCAUCAACUGGAUCUUGGAGAUAAUCAGCGGCCAAUACCCACAGACCAACAUAGUGUUUCGCAUCAUUGACGUCUACAACGUCAUGAUCGGUGUCUUCAUUUUCAUCAUCUUCGUCUGCAAGCGCAAAAUCUUCCGCCUCAUGAAAAAGAGGUACAACCAGAUGCGCGGGAAACCUAUGUCGCGCACACAGACACAAACCACCUCCACACGCACGCUGUCCACCCGAGAUGAUGUCCGUAUGAACUCUGUCAAGAAUAACCAACAAGUUUGAGUCCUCUCUGGUGUUGAUGUCGCGUCAUUCGAAGAUAGAGGUUUGCUCCAGCGGAGUUUCUCAAUCCUCAAUGAUAAAUAUAGAUACGUAGGACGAUAUCCACAGGUGCCUUUGGCAAGUGGUAAGCUGAUCUGCGAGACGUGACAUGCUGGUCAUGACAGACUCACUCCACUAAUCGGGAUGAUUUUAUGUUGUAAAAAAUACCGACGCGUCAUGGCGCUGGGUUGUGUAUCCUUAUCUACAAUAAUGUUGCACAGCAAAUGCAAAGCUCCACAUUUAUUGAUGAAAACACGAAACAAAAUUAUAACAGACAGUGCUAUUACAGGGUUAUAUUCAUGCAAUGAUCCCAAGCGCUGGGAAGCCGACCGUUUGGAGCAGUUAACAAAUACACUCCGUCAGUAAAACAAAUGCUCGAACAUAAUUAAAACUAUGAAAAUCAGGGUUAAUAGGUAAUAACCGUCCAUUGAUAUUCCUUAUAAGUCUGUGGUAAAUUCUGUACAUGUAUUUUUUUGUUUUAAUUGACAGCUCCAGAGCAUCAGAUGCUUUUGACUGCUGAGACCGCGAAAACAGAAAUUCGCAAAUUGAGGGGAUCUUUCUCUUUUACUCCAAGAAAGGCGUAAUUAGAGUGACAGAGAAAAAUGCUUGCAAUUUGCGGACUUCGAUUUUCGCGGUUAUAACCGCGAAAAUCGAAGUCUAUAACUAUUAUAUAGGCUAGGUAUAGCCCUGGAACUAAGGUAAUUACUGUUUAUCGCUGAAGAUGACAAUAUUGUACUGUUGUUUGAAAUACGCAUUCGUCUAAUUUUUCGCAGACUGUUUUUGGUUUUAAACACUACCACAAUUUAAAAUUCUAUCAGAAAUUACUAAAAAAAAACUAGGUACUUCAAGUAGAUAAAUAAUUCGAAGUUAUAUAUUUUUUAUGGAUUUUUGUAUGUAUUUUGUAUUUAGUGGUUAUUUAUAAAUAAUGAAGAUAAAUUGUUCUGUGUAUUGAACCAAAGAAUGCGAAGAUUUUAAACACCUGGUAUCCGACAAAAAAAAACUAGAUUAACGAGACUGCACUGCCACAUGUUAUAUUGGUUAUUGAUACUAUGUUAAAUCCCAUAUUCAAAGGCGUAGCGCUGAAAUUACAAUAGUUAUGUAUACUAUGUAUGUAUAUGUAUACCUAAUACCUAAGUAUUUUUAAAUGUUUGAUCUUUUGAUGUCUGCAUAAAGCGAGCUUUGUUUCCUCUAAAACCUAAGGAUUUAGUUUCUUUUCGAAAUUUUUAUCCUGAUCCCCUCGCGUGUAUUUUAUUAUACAUAUUGAUAUUUGGAAAUCUAUUUAUUUCAUAUAAAAAUACACAAAGUAACAAUCUAAACUAAACAAUUCACUAAAUUCACGUUCUAUCAAAUUGUAAUUUUAAAUACUUUUCGACAUUUCUUAGCUCCCUUAUUGAUCUCAUUAUUUUUUAAGAAAUAUUAACGGAAUGACGUUUUAUACUUAAUAAUGUUUGUAACUAGAACUAAGCAUACCUUAUAGUGCGACAUAAAAUAGUAGAAAUUAAAAUAAAAUGGAACAAAAGAAAAUCCAUACUAAGCGUUGCCAUGGCAUUUUACGCCAAAAAUGUUAUAGUUACGUAGGAAGUGGCGCCCUCUUUUAUUUUCUACAAUUUCUUGUCAAACUAUAGGUUUAUAUUUUUGUGUUCAGAUACCUUAUAAUAAAAUUAUGCUAAAGAAAUGAAAUGCACUUUAAAACUAAAUUAGUAUUUACUAUCUUUAUACAACAAAUCGAUGUUUUUAAAAAUGCACUGAAAUAUUUCAUCUACCUCAUGGCUACUCAAUAAGUGUAUUUGGUGUGUAGGUGUGUACAGUCGAGGUCAAAGAUACAUUUACACUUUUUGCCUUAUCACAAAGGGGUGCAAAAUUGUAAACGUCGACUGUACAAUAAUUUACUGUACUGUCUCUAUACUAUGAUUGUAUUAAAGGAAUAUAUAUUGAGUUUUCAAUGUAUCACUGAUACUAGUUUACACUUGGUAAUAAAUGGUACAAAUAAU